GGAAUGUGAGAUGGAGACAGACAAGAAAGGAGAAGAUAAAACAUAGACAGGAAGGACUAUUUGAGACAGUGAAUGACUGAGGGAGGGAGGAGUUAGAGAGAGAGUAAGGAGGAGUGACAGAACUCUAAAGGAGGGAUCAGAGACAGAGAAUGAGAGAGGGGUAGAAUGACAAAAAGAGGAGAGGGGGGGUUAGUGUGUGCAGGACAGAUAGUGAAGGAGGAGGGGAUAGCUUUGAGGAAAUAUUAGCAGCUUGUUUCCUAGUCUGACUUUCCCAAGACUGCCAGGCCAUUUGACUUACACACACACUCCGUCGGACUCACACUCCGUCGGACUCACACACGGCUGGAGCUGGGACUAACGAUAAAUACCAUGUGUAGGUGAAGAGCGUGAGGAAGAGGCAGAAAACAUGUCGUUCUUUGGUCUAGACUAUGCCAAGAAGAAAGAGAGUGAGUUGGAGAGGAAACUGAGGGCAAACGACAGAGAGUAUAACCUCUCCUUCAAGUAUGAAACUAAUGCCAUUAAGACAUCUAAGUACAACACGUUUAACUUCCUGCCCCUCAACCUCUUCGAACAGUUCCAGAGGAUCGCCAACGCUUACUUCCUCAUUCUGCUGUUACUCCAAGUGAUUCCUGCAAUCUCCUCUCUGUCCUGGUUCACAACCAUGGUCCCUCUGGUCCUGGUGCUGUCUGUGACGGCUGCUAAAGACGCUACAGAUGACAUCAACCGCCACAGGAGUGACAACCAGGUGAACAACCGGAAGGUCACAGUGCUCAUCGAUGGAGAACUACGGAGUGAAAAAUGGAUGGAUGUUCAUGUGGGUGACAUCAUCAAACUUGGAAACAACCAGUUUGUUACGGCAGACCUGCUGCUGCUCUCUAGUAGUGAACCUCUCAACUUGGUCUACAUCGAGACUGCUGAACUGGAUGGUGAGACUAAUUUGAAAGUGAAGCAAGCUGUGACGGUCACAGGAGAUAUGGGGGACAACAUCCAUAACCUGGCCUCCUUCAAUGGCGAGGUGAGCUGUGAGCCACCCAACAACCGCCUGGACCGUUUCACAGGAACUCUGACUAACGCCGGUCAGAAAUACUCUCUGGACAAUGACAAGAUCCUGCUGAGGGGCUGCACCCUCAGGAACACAGAGUGGUGUUUUGGACUGGUGCUGUUCGGAGGUCCAGAGACUAAGCUGAUGCAGAACUGUGGGAAGACCACGUUCAAGAGGACCAGCAUCGACCGCCUGAUGAACGUGCUCGUCCUCUGUAUAUUUGGCUUCCUGGCAUUCAUGUGCACCAUCCUGGCCAUUGGCAACAGGAUCUGGGAGCAGCUCUGGGGGUCAGAGUUCACGGCCUUCCUGCCCAGACAGGGGGGAGUUGAUGCCCCCUUCUCCGGCUUCCUCACCUUCUGGUCCUACGUCAUAAUCCUCAACACCGUCGUACCCAUCUCCCUCUAUGUCAGUGUGGAGGUCAUCCGUCUGGGCAACAGUUUCUACAUCGACUGGGACAGGAAGAUGUACCAUGCCCAUAGUGACACCCCGGCCAAGGCCCGGACCACUACGCUGAACGAGGAGCUGGGUCAGAUCAAAUACAUUUUCUCGGACAAGACCGGAACACUCACUCAGAACAUCAUGACAUUCAACAAGUGUUCCAUCAACGGGAAGAGCUACGGGGAAGUAUUUGGCUACACUGGCCAGAGACAGGAGAUCAACGAGAACACAGAGACAGUGGACUGGUCAUUCAACCCUUUGGCUGAUCAUCACUUCUCCUUCCAUGACCACUCCCUGGUGGAGGCUUUGAAGCUGGAGAGUCCUGAAGUCCAGUCCUUCUUCAGACUAUUGGCCCUCUGUCACACUGUUAUGGCUGAGGAGAAAAUAGAAGGUGAGCUGCUGUACCAGGCCCAGUCCCCUGAUGAAGGUGCCUUGGUAACCGCUGCACGCAAUUUUGGCUUUGUGUUCCGCUCUCGCACGCCAGAGAGCGUCACCAUCGUAGAGAUGGGAGAACAACACAGUUACGAACUCCUCGCCAUCCUUGACUUCAACAACGUCCGCAAGAGGAUGUCCGUCAUUGUGCGGAGUCCAGAGGGGAAGCUGUGUUUAUACUGUAAAGGAGCAGACACCAUGGUCUAUGAGAGGCUGCACCAGUCCUGUACCAAGCUGAUGGACGUCACCACUGAACACCUCAAUGAGUUUGCUGGUGAGGGUCUACGGACCCUGGCUCUAGCCUAUAAGGACCUGGAUGAGGAAUACUUCAGCAGCUGGAAACAGCGCCACCAUGAGGCCAGCACAGCCCUGGAGGACAGAGAGGACAAACUAGACGUGCUCUAUGAGGAGAUAGAGAAAGACCUGAUGUUGCUGGGAGCUACCGCCAUAGAGGAUAAGCUCCAGGAUGGUGUGCCACAGACCAUCGAGCAGCUUGCCAAAGCUGACAUCAAGAUCUGGGUGCUCACUGGCGACAAACAGGAGACGGCGGAGAACAUUGGCUACUCCUGCAACAUGCUGCGAGAGGAGAUGAACGACAUCUUCAUCAUGUCGGCCAACAACUCAGACGAUGUCAGACAGGAACUGAGGAAUGCAUGGAGCACCAUGAAACCAGGUGCAGAGGAGGCGGCCAACUUCACGCCAGAGAGGACGCUGGGUAACAAGCCGAAGGUGGUCAGGGACGAGGAGGUGAACGGGGAUUAUGGCCUGGUCAUCAACGGACACAGUCUGGCCUAUGCCCUAGAGCGUAGCAUGGAGCUGCUGUUCCUGCGUACAGCCUGUCUGUGUAAGACAGUGAUCUGCUGCAGAGUGACUCCACUACAGAAGGCCCAGGUGGUGGAGCUGGUCAAGAAAUACAAACAGGCCGUCACUCUGGCCAUAGGAGACGGGGCCAACGACGUCAGCAUGAUUAAAGCUGCUCAUAUAGGUGUAGGUAUAAGCGGUCAGGAAGGGAUGCAGGCAGUCCUCUCUUCAGACUACUCCUUUGCUCAGUUCCGCUUCCUGGAGCGCCUCCUCCUGGUCCACGGUCGCUGGUCCUACCUGAGGAUGUGUAAGUUCCUGCGUUACUUCUUCUACAAGAACUUCACCUUUACCUUCGUCCACUUCUGGUACGCCUUCUUCUGCGGAUUCUCAGCACAGACGGUGUAUGACGAGUGGUUCAUCACGUUGUAUAACCUAGUCUACACAGCACUUCCUGUACUGGGUAUGAGUCUGUUUGACCAGGAUGUGAAUGACAUGUGGAGUUUCCAGCACCCCCAGCUGUACGUUCCAGGCCAGAUGAAUCAGUACUUCAGUAAGACAGCCUUCUUUAAGUGUGCCCUCCACAGUAUCUACAGCUCAGUAGUGCUAUUCUACAUCCCCUACGCUGCCAUGUACAACACGGUCCGAGACGACGGGCAAGACAUUGCUGACUACCAGUCCUUCGCCCUGCUGGCACAGACCUGUCUGGUCAUCACUGUCUGUAUACAGCUGUGUCUGGACAUGUCCUACUGGACAGCGGUGAACCACUUCUUUGUGUGGGGGAGUCUGGCCAUGUACUUUACUGUCACCUUCACCAUGUACAGCAACGGCACGUACCUCAUCUUCCCUGCAUCCUUCCCCUUCAUCGGCACAGCCAGGAACUCCCUGAACCAGCCCAACGUGUGGCUGACCAUCCUGCUUACCUCCAUCCUCUGUGUACUUCCUGUGGUUGCCUACCGCUUCCUGUUAAUACAGCUCCGCCCCACUAUCAACGACAAGGUGAUGUUCAAGGUGAGACAGGCCAAGGCCGCGCCCCCUCCAUUAGCCCGCCGUGUCCGGAUUCGCCACACCAGCACCCGCCGUUCCGGCUAUGCCUUCUCGCAUGCGGCGGGCUACGGGGACCUGGUGACGUCCAACCGUUUUCUGCGCCGUCCCGCCGUCACACUCACCACCGCUUUCACCCCUCUGGGACGCACCACAGGGUUCAGCCCCACGGGGCGCUCAGCCGGAUACAGCCCCACUGGGAACGCUCUGAACUCCAGACCACAGGAUGUGGAGGUGACAUCACUGCAAAUGUACCACAGGAUGUGAGACCCCGCUUUCUGAUGUACCGCGCUAUGCCCGCCUUACGUCAGAUAAGAUUCAUAUACUAGCCACUUCUGAGACUCACUUAGAUAAUUCAUUUGAUGAUACAGCAGUAGCAAUACAAGGAUAUAACAUUGAUAGAAGAGACAGGAAUGUUUAUGGGGAGGUGUUGCAAUAUAUAUUCAGAGUCAUAUCCCUGUAAUGCUUAGAGAAGUGUUAUUGAAGUGUUGUGGUUGCAGGUUCACCUGGCACAUCUAAAGCCUUUUCUUUAGGGGUGUUGCUAUAGGCCACCAAGUGCUAACAAUCAGUAU
Messenger RNA from Salmo salar (Atlantic salmon), 4326 nucleotides. RefSeq names its product putative phospholipid-transporting ATPase IM. Gene Ontology annotation, molecular function: ATP binding; ATP hydrolysis activity; magnesium ion binding. The record is from RefSeq and is a predicted model, not a curated record. NCBI's taxonomy places the organism in Eukaryota, Metazoa, Chordata, Actinopteri, Salmoniformes, Salmonidae. Gene Ontology annotation, biological process: Golgi organization; phospholipid translocation. Gene Ontology annotation, cellular component: plasma membrane; trans-Golgi network.